Messenger RNA from Naegleria lovaniensis, 1752 nucleotides. RefSeq lists its product as uncharacterized. The coding region runs from base 1 to 1752 and encodes 583 amino acids. The transcript has 3 exons. Gene Ontology annotation, cellular component: cytoplasm. The record is from RefSeq and is a predicted model, not a curated record. Gene Ontology annotation, molecular function: guanyl-nucleotide exchange factor activity. NCBI's taxonomy places the organism in Eukaryota, Heterolobosea, Eutetramitea, Acrasida, Naegleriidae.
AUGGAGCAUCCAGCUUUUCUAAUGUGUUAUCCUUCUAACACUCUUCAAGAGAAUACUCUCAACACACCCAUUCUUCAAACUACUUACGAUUCCGAUCAAUAUCAUGAAAACCUUACUCGGGCACUGUUCACAAUCUUUCACAAAGAAAAUCAAAGCGAUCAUGUUGUGAGUUUAAGAGUCAAUUCGUGCCAUUGCAACAAUCAUAUGGGUGUCACAAAUGUUCCGAAGAAAAAUCAACCACAUACUCAUCGUCAUGAUGACAAUCCCUUCAUGAAAGCCAGACUUCGCACUCAAAAGUCAUUGAAAAAGCCAAAAAACAGAGCCUCUACUGCCUCGUCCUCCAACACGCAAGAAGAACAUGUUUAUGUUUGUGGAUACACUUCUUCUGAGAAGGCUGACUCUCAAUCUGUCAUGUUGGAUGAAACCAUUACAAGCAUUACAGCAAGUAUGAGCUUUGCCUUCUUUAUCACCAAUCACGGUUUGGGAUAUUCCAUUGGAAAGAAUUACUAUGGGCAACAAGGUGUUGGAGAUCAAGAACGAGAUGCUCCCGAAAGUGAUUCACUGUUGAAAGAAGUUGUGUUGGUUGGAAAUCAUUCAACAUCUUCAGAGCCCUUAAGAAUUAAAAGUAUUGCAUGCUCCUUAUUUCAUUCCAUGUUAGUGACAGAAUCUGGUGAGCUCUUCUCUACAGGUUAUGGAGUUUUCGGUCAACUAGGUCUUGGGAGUAUUUUAGGACAUAAGAACUCAUUCACCAAAGUUGAAACAUGUGUCAACUCCAAUCAUCAGGUGGUUCCACUUCCAAAAAUUGAAAAAGUGUCACUCGGUGCCUAUCACUCCAUUGUUGCCACACAAUCAAAUGGUUCCAACACUCCAACAUUAUUUUCAUGUGGUUUAAAUAAUACAGGAUGUUGUGGCUUGGGAGAUAAUUGGGAUCGAAUGUCCCUCACAUGCAUUUCCUUCUUUGAAACUAUUUCAGAUCGAGUGGUAAAAAUACAAACAGGAUAUUCACAUACAUUAUUUUUGACCGAGUCAGGAAACUUGUAUGGAUGUGGGCAAAACAAUGAGGGACAGAUUGCAUGCGAUCCAAGAUACACCUCCUCUCUAAACGUUCCUACUCUCAUUAAUCAAGACAUUUCAGGUGUUAAGGUUGCUGAUAUGAGUUGUGGAUUCAGUUGUAGUGUCAUUCUCACCCGAGAUCGAAAAGUCUUUGUGUGUGGUUCCAAUCUACAAGGUGGACUCUAUCUUCCAAGUUUAUCGGAUCGUUUGAGUGUUCUUGCAAAUUUACCUUGGUUUGAAAUGUGGACACAUGAAGACAACAAACCUCCUCUCUCAAUAUUAGAUCGAAAUGAUUAUGUGACCAGAGUUCAUUGUGGUAUUAGUCAUAAUCUUUUUGAAACGGCUCACGGAAAGGUCUACGUGAAUGGAUCCAAUCGAAUGACUCAAUUGGGUCGACCUAAGGAAUCUCUCUUGUUUACAUGUAGACCCAUUGAGAUUGACAUUCCCAAACAUGAGUUGACAAGUCAGUAUGAGAGAAAGUGGUGCAUUGGGCCAUUUAGCAAUUAUACAUUUUGUGUAUUGAGUAGAAAGGAGAAGGAAUUGCAAUACAUGUUAGCAAAUUUGGAAGAGGUAUUGAGAGGAGAAUUCUUUCACGACAUGGAUAUUGUGACCAUUAAAUGUGACAAUGACGCUAGUAUUUACAAAGAUGAGAAGAGCACGAAUUUCAGGGUAACGGGUCCAUCCUCGAGUCAUGCUUAG